This is a messenger RNA of Aegilops tauschii subsp. strangulata, 762 nucleotides long. The record is from RefSeq and is a predicted model, not a curated record. Lineage: Eukaryota; Viridiplantae; Streptophyta; Magnoliopsida; Poales; Poaceae.
AUGGAGCACCACCUCGACGAGAAGAGCCCGUCACCGCCGGCCACUCUCACCAUCACCAAGGACGGCAAAGAAGAACAAGUCGCCACGCUCCAGAUGCCGGCCGAGGUGUGGCGCACCAUCCACGCCAUGUUUGCUGCUCAGAGCCAAGCCCAAGCGAUCAACACUCGCAUCGAGCUCACCAACCUCAAGAAAGGUAAUAUGACCAUGGCUGACUACCUUGGCAGGAUCAAAAGCCUCACCGAUGAAGUUGCAAGCACUGCUGCGGUGCUCUCUGAUCCAGAGAUCGUCUCCAAAAUCCUCGCCGGACUGGACAUGGAGUACAACCCGGUGGUCUCUACGCUCGCUGCCCGGGUGGAGCCUAUCACCGUCCAGGAGCUCUACAGCCAGCUGCUGAGUUUUGAUGCCCGCCUCACCCUCCUCCAUGGCGGCGACCUUCGGCAAUCCUCCGUCAACUCUGCCUACCGUGGCCGCGGCCGUGGGCGCUGUCACCAGGGGCAACGCGGCGGUGGGCGCGGAUGCAGUGCUCCCCAGGGCGAUGGCGCUCGCUCUGGUGGGGGCUCUGGCUCCAAUGGCGGGGGCGGAUACAACACCAGCGGUGGCGGCGGCUUCAACAACAACAACAGCCGUCGCCCUCCUUCUUGUGGUCGCCCUCGCUGCCAGCUUUGCAAGAAGUCUGGCCAUGAGGUUAUCGAUUGCUGGCAUCGGUUCGACGAGGACUACGUGCCCGACGCCCGCCAUGUUGCUGCUGCCAUGCGUGAAUAG